GAGUGUGCUGUGCAUUGUUGUAUCUGGGAUGGGAGAAUGUGAUCUAAUGGUUAAUUAAAAGCACCUUGUUUCUUUCGGAAUGAAAAUCUGAAUGAGGAGGAGAAAAAAGAACAGAUCCUUUUCGUAUCCCAGCAUUAUGAUGUUUGUAGGCUGUGGGUCCUAACAAAUUGUAGCUGACAAAAUACAGGAGUUUUAAUAACACACCCAAAGCAAAUGAUUGUGCUUAAUAUUAAAGCAACAGAUUAUCCUCAAGAAGUUACUAUUAAAAGCUUUCUGACCUGAAUGGCCUAGUGGAAAUAUCUUUCUAGGCCAUUCAGGUCAUAGGCUUGAAGGUGCAUCUGCAUCCCUCUUUCCUUGUAGGGAAGAAGAUGAUUGAUGUGGCUGCAGGCUCCACCCACUGCCUGGCUCUGACUGAGGACAGCGAGGUCCACAGCUGGAGGAGCAACGACCAGUGCCAGCACUUUGACACGUUGCGCGUGACCAAGCCAGAACCUGCAGCAUUGCCAGGACUGGACGCCAAACACAUAGUGGGAAUUACAUGUGGGCCUGCCCAGAGCUGUGCUUGGUCAUCGUGUUCUGAGUGGUCCAUUGGCCUCCGUGUCCCUUUGGGGGUAGACAUUUGCUCAGUGACUUUUGAGCAGCUGGAUCUCCUGCUGCAGCAGGUGAGUGAGGAGAUGGACGGCUCCGUGGACUGGCCGCCACCCCAGGAGAAAGAGUGCAUGGCCGUGGCAACGCUGAAUCUUCCACGACUUCAGUUGCAUGCUGCCAUUAGUCACCAGGUUGACCCGGAAUUCCUUGGUUUAGGUCUGGGCAGCGUCCUCCUGAACAGCCUGAAGCAGACGGUGGUGACCCUGGCCAGCAGCACAGGCGUGCUGAGCACCGUGCAUUCAGCCUCCCAGGCCAUGCUGCAGAGCGGCUGGUCCCUGCUGCUGCCCACCGCUGAGAAGCAGGCCUGGGCGCUCUCUGCUCUCCUGCCCUGCGCAGUUCAGUUUCAGGCAAUGAAGUGAACAUAAGUCCAGGUCGUCGAUUCAUGAUUGAUCUUCUGGUGGGCAGCUUGAUGGCUGCUGGAGGGUUGGAGUCAGCCUUACACGCAGCCAUUACUGCAGAGAUCCCAGGAUAUUGAAGCCAAAAAAGAAGCACAGAAGGAAAAAGAAAUUGAUGAACAGGAAGCAAAUGCCUCAGCAUUUCAUAGAAGCAGGACUCCAUUGGAUAAAGACCUUAUUAAUACAGGGAUCUGUGAGUCUUCUGGCAAACAGUGUUUGCCUCUGGUUCAGCUCAUACAACAGCGUCUUAGGUAAAUCGUAUUAGCUGUAUUGUAUUGUGUUUUAUUUAUUUACUUUUUUUUGUAUUUUUGAGACAGAGUUUCACUCUUGUUGCCCAGGCCGGAGUGCGGUGGCGCGAUCUUGACUCACCGCAACCUCCGCCUCCCAGGUUCAAGUAAUUCUCCUGCCUCAGCCUCUCGAGCAGCUGGGAUUACUGGCGUGCGCCACUACGCCCCACUAAUUUUGUAGUUUUAGUAGAGAUGGGGUUUCUUCAUGUUGGUCAGGCUGGUCUUGAACUCCCGACCUCAGGUGAUCCACCCACCUUGGCCUCCCAAAAUGUUCGGAUUACAGGCAUUAGCCACCACGCCUGGCCUAUUUAUUUUACUUACUAACUUUUUUUUUUUUUUUUUGUGAUGGAGUCUCUCUCUAUCGUCCAGGCUGGAGUGCAGUGUCAACGAUCUUGGCUCACUGCAACCUCCACCUCCUGGGUUCAAGCUAUUCUCCUGCCUCAGCCUCCCGAGUAGCUGGGACUAGAGGUGUCUGCAACCACACCUGACUCAUUUUUGUGUUUUUAGUAGAGAUGGGGUUUUACCAUAUUGGUCAGGCUGGUCUCAAACUCCUGACCUCAGGUGAUCCACCUGCCUUGGCCUUUCCAGAUGUUGGGAUUACAGGCGUUAGCCACUGUGCCUGGCCUGUAUUGAAUUUUAAUAGGUGAUUAUUGGUUUUCAUAUUAAGAUAGUGAAAUCCAGCACGAGGAUCUCAAAACUUUGUUUGGUGAUUGAAGGAAUAUUCUGAAAAUUACCUAGUAUAGAUUUUAGGGUAAAGAGCAGACCCUUUUAAAUAUAGGUGAGAGGAGAAGUUGGAGGGCGAGGGCAUGAUGAUGUUCAAAAGUUUUUCCAGAAGAGAAAUUGGGUGUGCAGUAAACCUGUAAAAAGAUUCUUGCUAACAAGCAGGUGGAUGUAAAUGAAAAUCAUCAUGAAAGGUUAUUUUUAAAACUGAUUGUAUCAUUGCCUCACUUCAUAUAUUACAGAGUUAUACAUACUACUUUGUAAGAUAACUUUUCCUUUCAAAACCAAAGUCAAUGUGAAAGAAUGGUGAGCAUUGUUUUGGAAGGCCCGACUAGGAGGAGGUGGGAAGAAGUCAGACUCAGCCUGUGAACAGAGACUAACUUUAGCAGAAGCCAAAACAGUCAGACAGUGUUGUCUAAAAAUGAUCAUUCAAGAAGAGUGAAAAAACAAGGUGAUUUGUGAAAGAGAUUUAUUAGAAAAUGAAACACAUAUGUACCUCUGUUUAAUAAAAAUCUGCUUUUUGUCA
Pongo pygmaeus (Bornean orangutan) is the source of this 2576-nucleotide messenger RNA. Its product is annotated as E3 ubiquitin-protein ligase HERC2-like. Lineage: Eukaryota; Metazoa; Chordata; Mammalia; Primates; Hominidae. The transcript has 5 exons. The record is from RefSeq and is a predicted model, not a curated record. The coding region runs from base 369 to 1007 and encodes 212 amino acids.